GGUAGAAGGCGGUGUAAAGCCCGACACGACAGACGGGAGGAAGAAAGAGGGGCGACCCUGACGCAGAGGCCGAGGCCAAACCUCGGGAUUGAAGCGAAACAUCAAAACCAUCAAAAUGGCAGACAUUGACAAAGACGAAUCUGACAGUUUGCAAGUGGAGUUUGAAUGGCUCUUACGGAAAGAAGUUCAUGCAGUUCUUGCACAACUACAAAAUAUUUUGCAGGAAUGUGGACGACGAUUUCCGGUACCACUAUUUGGUACUGAUGGGCCUCAAAAACAAGACAAAUUUGUUUUGACCACCCCUCCCGAUCAGUUGAAAUGCAUUGUGUCAGUGAUGGGAGAUAACAUAACUCAAGCAGAAAUAACCUUGAAGGUGCAGAGACAACAAAAUGUAAUUUACAGGACCUCAAUUCAAAAUGACAGUCCAUGGAAACUACAGCAAGUGCAAGACGCUGGGAAUCACCUUCAGCAUGCUCUGCAACACAUUGAUAGUGUUGACCCAGACUAUUCAUUUCGGUCAUCUGAAGAAGUUCUGCAUCUGUUGGGUGACAUUUUAGGAUGUCUUCAAAGAGGUCGCACAAGCCUGAUUGUUCCUCGCAAGCGUACCAUUGAUGAUCUCAUGAAGAGCAGAAAUAUGAGAUCGCUGGUCCCUAAUUUACCUGAGGAUCUAGCAAUCAGCUUUUAUAUUCAAAGUCAUAAGCUUGUCCUUGCUGUGUAUCAUUUGAGUACUGUUCAUGGCAACCUGAAGUUUGACACCUUCCAAGCUGAAUGCUCUGUACCAUGGAUAAGUGAGGUUCUUGUACUGUUCACUGUAGCAUUGCAGCUCUGUCAGCAGCUGAAAGACAAGAUCUGUGUGUUUUCACAAUAUAAAGAUUUUUCAGCCACGAGUACCAACACAGCAGCUGUAGUUUGGUGAUUCUUCCUUGUUCAGUAUUCUGCUGCUACGGGUUAUGCUAUUGCAGUAUUCAGUGUCACCCUUUAAAAAUGCCCAAGAAAUACUCCUCUCCUUCUGAGGAUCAUGGCAUGUAGUUUUUCACUUAACGGUGAUGCAUCGUUAGUGUAAAUAUUAGGCAAAAAUAUUUUGAAAUUAAUUGUUGGGUAUUAGUUUAUUUUACCCACUCAUAAGAAAAAUAAAUUUUUAGAAAGUUGGUUUCUUUAAAAAAAGUGUCUUUGUCUUUUUGGGUUUGAGUGAUUGAGUAUUAUGGAACAGUGAGGAAGUAAUUUUAGUGUGAGUAGAACGCCAUUUUCAGGAAACACCCAUUUGUGUUGAUUUCUAAUAGUAAUUUCAUUACAAAAAGUAGGAUGAAUGGUACUUGAUAUUAACAAAAUAUGUACCGGUAUGUCGAAAAGAACUCAACCACUAAUUUUGUUUUUCAUACUUUAUUUUUAUGUUAGUUUGCUAGUACCCUUUGUGAAAAUUUAGAGGCUUCACAUUGUCAAUUUCUUGGCUUUGUGUCAAUUAAUAAUGUCACAUCUUUUUUACCUACAUUUUGAAUGACAAUUUUUGGUAACGCAUUUCAAAGUUAACUCGAUCUUAAACAUUUUUAAGUAGUUACUGAUGUAUAGUGUGUUGCUGUUUGCCUUAAUUCCUAAAUUAGGAUAUGAAACUUUUACCUGUUAAUGCUAAUUUCAAAUUCAGUGUUAGUGGAAACUUGUAAAUCUAGAUUUUGGCAUUUAUUCAUAUUUGUUGAAUCGUAAAAAUCAGGGUAUAGAAUGUUUUCUUAUGUACCAACAAUGGUUUUCAAUGCCCAGUUCUUUUUUCCUACUUAAAAAAAAAACAUCAUUUUUUUAUCGUUUUAAAUUUAACCCACGCGUUCAGCCUUACUACUAUUUUACAAUAUGCCAUAUGUACUGAACUGAAAAGCUGGAAGAGCAGGAUACAAUCUCAUAGAGAGAUUUUAAGGAGCCUUGUAUUGGUGCCAGUAAGAAUGAAAGUUUUUCUUUCUGAAUCUGGAUAUGUUUUCAUGUUGUGAUUUUGUAGGCUUAUUGCUCGAAUGUUCCUCUAGACAUGAUGCAGAUAAUAUCCACAUCGUGCACCUAUCAUAGACAAUAAGAAUGUGUGGCUCAUUUCACUGUGAUGGAGCGUCUGUGUUUACUGAGCAAUAAAUGUUCUAAAAGUUCACUAAA
Molecule: messenger RNA, 2127 nt
Organism: Frankliniella occidentalis (western flower thrips)
Lineage: Eukaryota; Metazoa; Arthropoda; Insecta; Thysanoptera; Thripidae
Gene: rogdi
Product: protein rogdi
Cellular component (GO): RAVE complex
Source: RefSeq, a predicted model, not a curated record